AUGGCGCAAAAGAGGGAGAAAGAAGAAACGGAACUCAAAGUUCCCGAAAACUUACCACUAUGCACCCCGCCGCCGAUUUUAGGUACCGACAACGACAAGCAAACGGCGUCGUUUACCAAUUCCUCGAGGUCGCCGGAGAGUUCAGAUCCGAAACUUUCCUGCGACGAUGAUUCGAGAACCAGCUUAGCAACAUCGCUGGAGAGAACCGAUCUGGAAUCUGUUGCACGAAAAGUAGUUAAAGAAGUGGAGAAUCGCGUAGGAUUAAAGAGAUCAAGAGAAGUAACGCGGUGUUCCGGGACCGGAUGCAGGAAGAAAAUCGGAUUAAUCGGAUUUCGAUGCCGAUGUGGAGAAGUUUUCUGUUCGGAGCACAGGUAUUCCGAUCGUCACGAUUGUAGCUACGAUUACAAAUCUGCUGGCCGGGAAGCCAUAGCUAGGGAAAAUCCGGUGGUUAGAGCCGCGAAAAUCCUCAAGGUUUGA
Fraxinus pennsylvanica is the source of this 477-nucleotide messenger RNA. NCBI's taxonomy places the organism in Eukaryota, Viridiplantae, Streptophyta, Magnoliopsida, Lamiales, Oleaceae. The record is from the annotation of a GenBank genome assembly.